AUGGCCUCCUCAGACGAGGACCGGAAGUCCUCCACCGCGCGCCCCUCCAGCCCCGAACAAGCUCCCGAUCUCAGCAUCACGGCCGACGACAAUGUCUACCUGCACGCAGCCGGCUACAACGAAUCGCCCGACCGCGGCCUUAUACACAGCUUCGCGCGCUUCCGAUCCUCGCCGCUCGAUUUCAUUCGCGAAGUCUCGCUACACUUCUCAGGGACAGGAUGGAGGUCUUUUGACGAUCACAUUGGGCAGCCAGAGUUCUACCCGGGCUUUAGCGAGGAUAUGAAGGCGAGGGUGUUGAGCAACCCAAUGCUCGUCGCCAAAGUGCGCGAGUUGGCGAACAAGAGGGUAGAGGUUGAGGCGAAAGAAGGGCUUUUGGGCGAGGAUGCGAUGCAUGGGGUUGGUGUCGGCGAGAAAGAUAAAAAGGCAAAGAGGAGGGUGCAAAUUGAGGAAUCGCUUAUGCAAGUCAGCGAGGGCUGGACGGACUCCAUGAUCUGCAAGAUGGAAAGCAAGGGCUUCAUAAGAGGCGCAUACUAUUUCGCUACACAACUCUUGACAAGAGCAUACCACCAGGGCGUCCACGUCUCGAGCGAGGAAGUGCUACGCCUGCGCGCUGUCGCCGAGAAGGCAGCGAAAGACAAGCACUCCAUCAUCUUCCUUCCGUGUCACCGCUCGCACGUAGACUACGUCUCGCUACAAAUCAUCUGCUAUCGGCUGGGACUCGCUUUGCCCACAGUCGUGGCUGGUGAUAACCUCAACUUCCCAGUCGUCGGGUCCUUUCUACAGCAUGCCGGCGCUAUGUGGAUACGAAGGAGCUUCGGGGACGAUCAGCUGUACAUUACACUUGUACAGUCCUAUAUCGAUACCCUGCUGCAAUGUGGAUACAAUUUGGAGUGCUUCGUAGAAGGAGGGAGGAGCCGUACAGGCAAGCUCCUGCCGCCCAAGUUCGGCAUACUGAGCUAUAUGCUCGAUAGUAUCGCGAGCGGCAGGGUGGAGGACGCGAUUAUUUGCCCGGUAUCGACGCAGUACGAUAAGGUCAUCGAGGUUGACUCAUACAUUAGCGAACUCCUCGGUCAACCCAAACCCAAAGAAAACCUCAUGGACUUUCUGUCCGCUUCCAGCGUCCUCUCCCUUAAACUCGGCCGCGUCGACGUCCGAUUCCACGAGCCGUGGUCACUCAAAUCCUUCAUUAAUCAGCAACGCGAACGCUUCUCUAAACUUCCCCAGCAACUCGAUACCAAAGAAGACCGACUCCGCCUCCUCCGCACACUGGGCUACAAAGUUUUGUCAGAGAUCAACGACGUCUCAGUUGUGAUGCCCACCGCUCUCGUUGGUACCGUCUUACUAACAUUAAGAGGCCGUGGUGUAGGCAAAUCAGAACUCAUCCGCCGAGUCGAAUGGCUCAGCGACCGGGUGCGAGCACAAGGUGGCCGUGUAGCACACUUUGGCAAUCUCCCCACUAGCGUUGUCGUCGACCGCGCUUUAGAAGUUUUGGGACCUGGGCUUGUUGGCCUGGUCCCCGGAUUACCAGAAGACACAUUCUACGCCGUGGACAGGUUCCAACUCUCCUUCUACAGGAAUAUGACCAUUCAUCUCUUCAUCUUACAAAGUCUGGUCAGCGCAGCACUAUACACACAUGUAAAGCAGGGUGGUGGCCCGGAGUAUCAACGCAUGUCUUACGGCGAUCUACGUGCGCAGGUGCACUUCCUCUCACAACUCUUCCGCGGAGAGUUCAUCUUCCCCACCGAAGGUCUAGAUAAUAACCUCGCCAAAACACUUGAGGGACUAGAAAAAGACGGUGUCAUCACCAUGUCACGAUCAAAAACCGAGCUGGGCGAAGAAACGGUGGACUUCAUCGAAUUAUCACCUGCUGAACGGACCCAAGGACGCGAAAACUAUGACUUCUACUGUUUCCUCAUCUGGCCGUUUAUCGAAGCUGCAUGGCUUGGUGCCAUCAGUCUGAUGAUGCUCACUCCCCUCUCGUCAUCCGCUACUACAUCACCGUCUUCAUGGCUCGACCUCAAGAAAGUUCAAGAUCGCGCACAAGUCCUCGGCAAGACUCUCUACCACCAGGGCGACCUUUCCUACUUCGAGGCUGUAAAUAAAGAAACACUGAAGAAUGCGUACACGCGCUUCCAGGAAGAAGGCAUGAUUCUUGUUACCAAGUCCAAAGAUAAGACGCCCGCCACUAUCAGACUAGCAGAGGAGUGGACUCCCCAAAGAGGGUCGAACGGCGGCAUCAUCGCCGAUGGACCAUUAUGGCGCUUCGCUGAGCGCAUUAGUGCUUCGCGAAGAGAAGGCAAGAAUCGGCGCGAUGGAGCGACAGUUCAGACGAGGGUUUUGGCGCUGGCGGAUCUGGUCGGUGAGAAGCUUUGGGAGGAUGCAGUGUUUGAUAGAAAGGAGUUGGAUGGCGAUGAGGUGGGUGCUGUUGAAGGGAAGGCGAAGAGCAUGCGGAAGAGAGGGAACAUGGCGCGACUUUAG
Alternaria conjuncta is the source of this 2478-nucleotide messenger RNA. RefSeq lists its product as uncharacterized. The transcript has 2 exons. The record is from RefSeq and is a predicted model, not a curated record. The coding region runs from base 1 to 2478 and encodes 825 amino acids. Lineage: Eukaryota; Fungi; Ascomycota; Dothideomycetes; Pleosporales; Pleosporaceae. Gene Ontology annotation, cellular component: mitochondrial membrane.